GGGUGGGGUUUAGGUCCAUUGCGUUGGAGGGGGUCUCAGAGGGUGUCUCCGAGUGUAGAGGUGGGGCCCUGGGUGUGGUUAGAGGGGUGGGCCUUGGGCUCUGCGGGGCACAAGGGAAGCUCCAAUGGCAGAGGAUUAGGCCUCCCGGUGCCUAAGUGGACAGGGAAGGCACUGGCUCCAUUCCUUCGUGCCCCUCCCCCACCGUCUCCCGCAGGGUCUCCCCCAUCGCCACUGGACACCUAACUGGGGGGGGUCCCGCUGGGUGUAGGAACUCCUCCCCUCCCCCAGCCACCCCUCUUGGGUGCUGGUCCCGGAGGUCCGGCCUUUACUUUUGCUCCCCCUUCCCUCCCUCCCACUCCCUCAGGACCCGUGUGGCUGGAGGGGGCCUAGGUGGGCAGAGGAUCAGGCCUGGGAUCUCAGCAGGUUCCUGGGGGCCCAAGUGGUCAGGGGAAGCAUGGCAACUCCCCCUUUUGAUACUCUGCCCUCCCAGUGGUUCCCCAAUUUCCCCCUUCGGCCGUGGGAAUCCCUUGCCCUCCCCUAGCUGCCCCUCAGGGGCGCCAGUCUUGUCCGGCCUCCGCUUCUCCUCCCCCUUCGCUCCCCCAAUGCCCCACGUCCUACCCAGUUGCUGGGGGUUCCUCCCAUCCCCUUAGGUGUCUGUGGUCCCCCACUGGUGCCUGGUAGGUGCCCUAAUUGUGAGGAGACGCGCAUUCUGCAUCCUCCUAGUAUGCUGUCUUGACUCCGCCCCCCACUUUUUUUUAUAGAGGUUUUUUUUUUUUAAAUUUUAUUUAUUUUUGGCUGCAUUGGGUCUUCGUUGCUUUGUGCGGGCAUUCUCUAGUUGUGGCGAGUAGGGGCUACUCUUUGUUGCAGUGCUUGAGCUCAUUGUGGUGGCUUCUCUUGUUGUAGAGCAUGGGUUCUAGGCGCGCAGGCUUCAGUAGUUGCAGCACAGAGCUCAGUAGUUUUGGCGCACGGGCUUAGUUGCUCUGCGGCAUGUGGUAUCUUCCCGGACCAGGGAUGGAACCCGUGUCCCCUGCAUUGGUAGGCGGAUUCUCAACCACUGUGCCACCAGGGAAGUCCCUCAUAGAUUCUUAGAAGUGGGGGGGCCUCAGGAGUCAUCUGGGCCUUUCCAACCCCCAUCACUGACCAGAAACCUCUGUGCCAUCAGUUGACCAGCGUGUUUAUAGACCUCUGCUGGAACAGGUUAUCUUUGAGGCCCUUUGAGGCUAUUGGGCUCUUGUAUCGACAGCUUUGAUUGUUGGAAAAAUCCUUUCUCAUACUGAGUUGCAAUGUGCCCUGUGUAACUUCUGCCCUUUGGUCCUUGUGCUGCCCUCUGAAGAAAUGUUGGCUGAAUUUAUUCCCACACGGCACCCCUUCAGGUACUUGAAGCUACUGUGGCCCUAGUUAAGUCUUUUUUCUCUUUUCCAAAUCUACAGAUCCCUUUCUUGCUUCCUGUGGAAAGUAGUCCUGAACUGUUCUAGUCACUUUCUCCCAUGGAACAGCUUCGGUUGGCAGGUCCUGUUUAGAGUAUGGUACUCAGAAUGGGACACUAUUCACAGACCAGGACAGACAAUAGUGGGGCUACCUACUGCCUUCCUCUAACCUGGAUACUAUGCUGCUAUUUGUUUCUAUGGAUAUUGGUCCCAAAUUUUCUCAGUCUUUUGGUGUGUGUGUGUGUGUGUGUGUGUGUGUGUGUGUGUGUGUGUAUUUUUUUUUUAAUUAAUUUAUUUAAAAAAUAAAUUUAUUUGUUUUAUUUAUUUAUUUUUGGCUGCGUUGGGUCUUCGUUGCUGCAUGCAGGCUUUCUCUAGUUGCAGUAAGCAGGGGCUACUCUUCGUUGCGGUGCGUGGGCUUCUCAUUGCAGUGACUUCUCAUCGCAGAGCACGGGCUCUAGGCGUGCGGGCUUCAGUAGUUGUGGCAUGCGGCUCAGUAGUUGUGUCUCUCGGGCUCUAGAGCACAGGCUCCGUAGUUGUGGCGCACAGGCUUAGAUGCUCCGCGUCAUGUGGGAUCUUCCCGGACCAGGGCUCGAACCCGUGUCCCCUGCAUUGGCAGGUGGAUUCUCAACCACUGCGUCACCAGGGAAGCCCCUUGGUAUAUAUUUUAAUACAUUGUGUUCGAUCAUUUAACUGAAAAGCAUAUUUGAUGUUAUCUAAGAUGUUUGGUACUACCCAUUUUGGUAUUUCUAUCAGUGUUUCAUUUCAUUAAAGUCUUGCUUUUAUGUUAAUUUAAGCUUAUCUUUUCAUAUUCAUUUUUUAUCAUUUUUAAGAUGGUAUUACUUUGCUAAGAUUUGUGAGGUUUUGUUUGAUAAUAUCUUACACUGCUAUUUGGAUCAUUUAAUUGGUGCUCUUUUUUUCCAAUUACCAUAUGUAACUGAAUCAAUAUCUUUCUAGAUCCAUAUGUUAAACUGCUGCUUGAUGCCAUGAAGCAUUCGGGCUGGUAAGUGAAUCUUUUUGAAGUGCUGCUCUAUAUUCUGGCUGCUGGAAACAAAAAAUCCCCACCCAAACUGGAAGUACUUGAGAUAUUUCACUUCAGGCCACAAAGCCCUUUCCAUAUGGUGGGUGGUGGUGGUUGGCUGCACUCUCCCCAGGCAGGCCGUGUUCUCUCUGGACCUCUUCAGCCCUAACUCCACAUCUCUGGCUCUACUAUUCACCUCAGGUAUUUAGUAAAGACGAUACUUAAAAUCUUACUUGUAAGUAAUCACCAAACCUGGUUUUUCCACUAUGCCAGUCCCAGCAUUCUCCUUAACGGAGAAGAAAUCUCAGCUUAUUAUGCACGUAGAAGCCUUCCAGGUGUUGUUAAACUUUGAGGAGAUCGGAAGAAGUGAUUUCUGAGGUCCACUUCUUAACAUUCCGGCCCAAGGGCAGAAACUCCAGCAUUUUUCCAAUAUGGUCUUAAUGAGUUGAUCAAAUUCUUUAUGGAAUCAUAGCAUAGAAUUUGAACUGGGAUAGAUUUUGCAGAGACAGUUUUCUUAUUUACAGAUGAGAGAACUGAGUCCUGAAGGUGUUGAGUUGCUUUCCCAAGGUGUCCUGUGUGAUAGUGAUGGAGAGAUGUGUCAUCUGGGUCUCCGGGCCCAGGGCUGUUUCCCCUGUGCCCCAUGCACACUACUUCUGGACGUUGUCUUUUUAAUCCAUUCUUACCUUCCAGCGCUGUUAACAAAGAAAGACACUUUUCUUGUGAAGACUGUAAUGGAAAUGUCAGUGGAGGUUUUGAUGCUUCAGUGUCUCAGGUAGGUGGUCUACCAAGCUGUCUUCUUUCCUGCAGUUCUCUCUCCUGAUGUUUGCUGAUUGCCUUCUAUGUUCUGGGCAUUCCAUUUGGUAGACUUUGUGUAGAAUUCAAAAAAUGAGUUAACUGUGGUCCUUACUCUUAAGGUCCUUACUUCUCACAGGGGAGACAAGACAGGAACGCAGAGACAAUGAUAAAAUUUGAGGCGGGUUAAACUCUUUGAGGUGGGUGUGGUUACCACAGUGGGACAGUGAUGUGAUUGAUUGAAAGAUGCCAGCAGAUUCAGCUAGAGGAUGUAAAGGCUCUUCAGGGGCAAAGAAGACAAAGACUGUUGCCAAAAGCAGGGGGAGCACGAGCAAAGGUGACGUGUUGAGAAAGCACAAGGUGUAUUUGGGGAAUGGCAUGUUGUCUAGUUCAGCUGGAGGGCAGGAAUGCAUGGGGAAUGAGGAGAAAUAGGAUUGGAAAGAAAGAUAGGCUAUAUGGUGGGAGGCUUUGAAUGCCAAGAUAGAGUUUCACCUUUACACGAUGAGAAGUGAUAGGUCUUUGAGAAUUUUUGAUGAGGAGAGUGAGUUUUCUCACCUGUAAAAUAUGGGUAAUGAUUGUAUUUAUCUUAUAGAAUGGUUAUGAGAAUUAAAUGCAAUUUCUCUUGUAAACUACUUAUCAUAGUAAGCAGAGCACUUAAGUCAAUAAAUGUUAUAAGUUUUAAGUCAAUGGGGGGUUUUGACAGUCUUGAGGUGGUAGAUGGAUGUGUCAUGUGAUAUGAGGGUAGAUAAAAGUGUUGUAAGUCACUGUUUCCAUCAUGAAUAUAUGACACAUUGAAGUACAUUUAAUUGUUUCCUGCUAGGGAAUCUUAUAUGUAUUUGAGUUAUUUAUAGCUGUUUCAUGGUAAUCAUGGGAAAGAGCAACAUAGCAGAGGGGUGAGGUGUCUGAGUUUUGGAGUCACAUAGACUUUGAGUUCAAAUCCUAGUUCCCCUGCUUAUUAGCUGUGGGGCUUGGGCAAGUUAUUCGUUUUAUUCUCAGUUUCCUCAUUUGUAAAUUGAUAAUUGCCAACACCUGUAGCUCCCAAGAUGGGUCUUGGUAAGUUCAUCCUCUUUGGGUGUUAGAGUGCACGUUUUGAAUCUUCAUCUUAUUCCUCAGCAGUGUUAUACACAGUUGGGCACUCUUUUUUUUUUUUUAAUUAAAAUUUUUGUUGUGAAGUAUCUCAUUCAUAUAGAAGAGUAAAAUACCUGUAUGUACACUUUCAGUCAUAAUAGUAAAAUGAACAUCUAUAUAACUACCACCCAGAUUUGAGAAAUAAAACACUGCCAGGACUUCAGAAGCCUGUGUGCCCCUCUUGGGUUACAACCCCCUCCCUUCCUUAUUCUGACUUCCGUGAUAACCAUUCCCUGCUUGUCUGAAUGGUUUUGCCAUCUAUGUGUACAGUCCAACAAUGUGUUUAGUUUCCUCCUUUUAAGCUUUAUACUUGGGGUCAUGUGUAAUACUUUGUCAUUUUAUGAAAUCAUACAGUCUUUGUAACUUAAUUCUUUCGUUCAACAUCGUGAGAUUCUUCUGUGUUGUUGUGUGCACCUCUGGUUAAUUUAGUUUGUGUUGUAUAUUAUUCCAUUAUAUGUCUGUACUAGCGUUCACCCUAUCGAGUAUCGAUUGUUUCCCACUUUAUUAUUAUUAUAAACAAUGCUGCUGUGAAUGUUCUUCACCUUCUCUCCCAGUGCUCGUGGGCAAGAGUUAUUCCAAGGUAUCUGGCUAGAGUGGAGGUCCUAUCACAUGCACACACUUGACGUUAACAGCUAAUGCCACUUUCUUGCCAUGGUUUCCAGUCUGCCACACUCUUGUGGUUGCUCCUUUGCUAACUUAGCUUCCUCUACCAGCCCUUAAAUGAAGUCCCUUAAUCCUUGGUGUUAGAGCCCCUUCUUUUCUACUCUGCAUUCUACCGAGGGGAUCUCAUUUACUUUGCUGGGUCAGAGCUUUCUCUUGAACUCCACAUCCAUAUUGCCAGGUGUUCACUGAACACCUACACUUGGGUGUCCUAAAGGCACCUCAGACGUGCCAUGUCCAAGUUCAAAUUGAUUUUUACGAUCCUCCAUCCCCACCCAUCCUGGUCUUUUAGUUUUGCAUAUCUUGGUGAACGGUACCACCAUCCGUCCUAUUACCCAUGCCAGAAAUUUAGGGAUCAUCCUUGAUACCUCUGAUUCUCUUCCCAUAUUCUGUCCAACACAGAAUUUUGUCCAGUCUCCCUCCUAAAUACCUUUUUAGGCCCCCACCAUCCUAGCUCUGGGACUAUUAUCUCUUGCCUAGAAUACUUCAUUCGCCUUCAGCUAGUCUCUGUGCAUCCAGUUUUGAUCAUCUUUUAUUUUUCCAACUGUGGUCAAGAGGAUAAAAACAAAAUAAAACACCCCCCGUUUCACUACUCCCUUUCAGUGACUUCCCACUGUUGUCAGGAUAAAGAGUGAUUUGGCCCCUGCCGACCUCACCAGCCCUAUCUCAUGCCUACCGCCUCCAACUCUGUGCUUCGUAAUACAGGCCUGCCGCCGUCAGCUUCUCCAACAUUCUUUUCCUUCAACCCUCCCCCUACCUUUUGCCUAUGUUGUUCUCUGUCUGGAAUGCUCCCUUCCCCUCUCCUCGAAUUUAACUCCUGUUCAUCCAUUAGAUCCCAGUUUAAACAUUCCUUCUGCAGAAAAGCCUUUCCCAACCCUGCAGACCAGGUCAGGCACUCUCAUUGUAUGUACUCAUGACAACCUGGGUUUUUCUUCAUGACAACUGUCACUGCAUGUGUUUAAACAUUUUGGUGAAUAUGUGAUUAAUUUCUAUCUCCAUUACUAGAUUAUAAAUCUCUAGUAGGUCUUGAUAAAUAUUAGUUGAAUAAAUGAAUGUUGAAUGAAUGUAUAUAAAAUACAUGUCCCAGUGUCUGGCACACAGUAAGUACACAGUAAGUGGGGACUAUUAUUAUUAGGACCCCUCACGUCUUUAUUAUUCUUAUAGGGUCCUGCUCAGUGUGCUGCUGGCUUUUUGUACUUCUUUCUGAAGCUCUUUCUGAGGACUUUUCCUGGCAAUUCUAGUAGGAUGGGACAGUGUGGUCAUUCAUUGUUGAUUCAUUGCUUAUUGAGAAACUUGAUAAGAAACAUUUUACACAUAUUCUCAUUUAAUUCUCACAAUUCUAAGAGAUUGUUUUGUGCCAGAAUAAUAUCUGUAAUCAGGCGCAUAUGAACAGAGUGGUCACCCAUGAGCUCAUUCACGCAUUCGAUCAUUGUCGAGCUCAUGUCGACUGGUUCACCAACGUCAGGCACUUGGCUUGCUCUGAGGUUCGAGCUGCUAACCUUAGUGGAGACUGCUCACUUUUAAAUGAAAUAUUCAGGUUACAUUUUGGAUUAAAACGACACCAUCAGACUUGUGUGCGAGACAGAGCCAUUCGUUCUAUCCUGGCUGUUAGGAACAUCAGCAAAGAAGUAGCUCAGAAGGCUGUUGAUGAAGUUUUUGAAUCUUGUUUCAAUGACCAUGAACCUUUUGGAAGGAUCCCUCAUAAUAAGACCUAUGCAAGAUAUGCUCAUAGAGACUUUCAAAACCGGGAUCGGUACUACUCAAACAUAUGAAGACGAUGACAUUUUAUAUGGCAGAGCUUCAGUGAUCAUGAAGAAAGUAUGGUUCCCAAGUGGACAACAUAAAACGUAAAUGAUCAAUUAAAUACAGAGAAGACACAGAAGAUUCUAGCACAGAAGAUUCUAGCAUCAGAAAAAGUAACUGUGGUAAGAAAUGAAACUGCCUUAAACUCCAAGGCAAAAAUUGUAUCUUUGUAGCUAACCAUUUGGUAAAUAAGGCAAAUAAAUAGCAUUUUUAAAUUUUCUACAAUGUACUUGUUAUUACUUGUGUUUUAUUUUUUAUGAUUGUGAUUUGCUUUUAUUACAUUUUAAAACUUGAUUAUGAAACCUGUGAAGUAUGCCCUUUAUGAUGUGUAUGUCUUCUUUGGAAAAAUGUCUAUUCAAAUCCUCUGCCCAUUUUAAAAUCAGGUUGUUUAUUUUGAUA
Messenger RNA from Orcinus orca (killer whale), 7227 nucleotides. RefSeq names its product ATP23 metallopeptidase and ATP synthase assembly factor homolog (gene ATP23). Gene Ontology annotation, cellular component: extrinsic component of mitochondrial inner membrane. NCBI's taxonomy places the organism in Eukaryota, Metazoa, Chordata, Mammalia, Artiodactyla, Delphinidae. The record is from RefSeq and is a predicted model, not a curated record. The transcript is spliced from 4 exons. Gene Ontology annotation, molecular function: metalloendopeptidase activity. The coding region runs from base 6411 to 6797 and encodes 128 amino acids. Gene Ontology annotation, biological process: mitochondrial proton-transporting ATP synthase complex assembly; mitochondrial protein processing.